GCGACGAAGCCGAGAUAAACCGUCAAGAACCGUCGACCAGUGAAGUCGUGUAUCUCGCAAGCGCUCUUCUGUCUACUAGCGAGUCCAUUCUUAGUGAAGUGAGGUGCCACUUGUGCCUCCAUCGAAUCCAAUUUCGUUCCGAUCUUACCGCACGCAGUGUCUGUUCAGUUUACGCUUGGUGAUCAUUUCCCAGUGGGGUUUGCCCGUGGAAUCCGUUCGCAUACUUGGUCCCAAGUGAUCGUGGCCACUAGCGUACCGAAACCGUCUAGGCAUAGGCCGCACAUGCCACCCCCCAUCGCGUGUGUUUGUUGAAUUUUCAAACAACGAGAACGAGAGUGAAAAUUGUUUGUCGGUCGCAGAACACGGGUGAAAGUUCAGCGGAUUCGAUCGAACCACACCCCGUGUGUGCAUCUGUUUAGUGUUGCUCGAGCUAAAGGUGCGGCGCUUCAGCAAAACAGUGAUCACCCGCCCAAAACAGCCGAACAGCCCUGGUCCCUGCUGCCCUCAGGUCAAACGGAGAAAAAUCGACGGAAAAAACCGGUUUCCGCAGAGUAAGGUGCUUGGUUGCUGCUGUUGCUCGUGUGUCUGCUGUGCGUAUUGAGGAAAGGUUGAAAAAGAAGGCAGCCAGAGGGAAAACUCCUCUCCAGCCAUCAUUCGCACAAGAUGCACAUCCAUCCGAGCUCACCGAACUCGUCGCAGUCGGAGGACGAUGCGGCCACAAAAAUUCAGGCCGGAUUCCGUGGCUACCGGGUGCGCAAACAGAUGCGCCAGGGUAGCAAGGGUGGGGCCGGAACAGCGAAUGGCAUCGCCAACGGCGGGGGCAGUGGCGUAGGAGGAUCGUCCGCAGCAGCCGUGGUUGGAGUGGUUGGCCGCAACCAAGGAGUCGGUGUCGGAGUCGGGGCCGGAACCGGUCACGGAUCGGUCACUGUCGAGGACAAAUCCGCCACCAAGAUCCAGGCCAACGUGCGCGGUUUUCUGGUGCGUAAAAAGCAGAAGGUAGCGUCGGAUGCGGCGACCAAGAUACAGGCCAGCUUCCGGGGCUUCCGGACGCGCAAGGAGCUGAAGUCGAUCAAGAAGGACAAAUAGAGAAGGUCACGGUGGUUCGGCUUCUGCGUCGCCACGGUGCGAUCGUGGUGGACGACGACGGCGACGGCGACGAGAAGUGAACCAUAGGUCCGCGCUGAGCAGCGAGUCUGCUUUGCUUUGUUACGAGCCGAUGAUGUUGGUGCUUCGGGAUACCUGAUGUAGAGACGAUUGUGAUAAGAUAAAGGAAGGGUUUUUGGGUCGCGAUGACCCAAGCCGAAGACAGUGGAGAAAGGCGAAAUGAAAGGAGGCAUUUUAUGGGGAAUGGCUGUUGGAAGAAUGGUCUUCGGCUCGGCACGGGGUCAGAGCGAUCGUACCGUGAGUCUACUGUUGUGCUGCCGACGGCUUACGGGCAAGAUGUGAAGCUGGUGUAGGAUAAGAAAUGAAAAACAAACGUUUGGCUGUAGAUCUUCUUCAACUGUACAACCCAUGAAAUUAGACAGUCAUCUCGGAAGAUGUGGAAAAGGAGGGAGCCUUAGGUGAUCGUAUACCUUAGUUACCAUGAUCGUCGUCGAGAGACGUAAAGAGAGGCGAGAGCCAUAAAGAAGCAAUGGUAGGGACGGUCCCGUCCGUGUUUGGUGAACUCACAAUUUAACCGCGUUCCCCGUGGCUAUUUAGUUCUUAGCUCCAUUAGUUAUGUGCGCCUCGCUCGCUUGCCUAACUCCAGCAACAGUCCAGCCAUCAUCUGCUACUCGGUGGCUUAAGCAUAUUCAUGAGUCCACCACAAUGCACAACAGAGCAGCGUGGCGGCAGCAGCAGAGGUUGUAUAGUUGUUGAUGUUGUUUAAGAACCAAAUGGAAUGUAUGCGCAUCUAGCGAGUGCCUUACUAACGCGUCUAACGAGUUUGGCCGCUGGACGGUGACGGAAUGGAUGCGUCAUGCUCUCUGGCUGUCUGUUGCAAUCGGUCCGCAUCAAUUGCUUCAUCCUCGUUGGUGUGUUUCAAAUUCAUCCCCGAUGCCUUGUAUUCCUAUUCUAUGUGUACUGUUCCAUGUUUCCGGAUUAUGAUUCCCCGGAUCCAGCCUAAAGAAAUUGAGGAUUCCAUGGUUUCAUCUCCAACGUGGGUACGUGCUUACCACACCAAAAAGGCAAAUCCCUGACCAUUCGGCAUGUCGGUUCGCGAGUAGAAUUUAAGGGAUGAUGGAAAGUGAAAGCAAUUAGAAGGCCCCCGGGCAGACGCCGGCAGACACAUAGCAUUACUCCUCUCCUACUGCACGUAGCUCUUGACUUCUCCGCUGAUGUAAACCAGAACACCGAAACCGGUGUCUGCCCCAAAUGUAUUACAGGAACUCGAAGCGUGAAUGGGGACGGGGUAAAAGAGAUGCUGAUGCUACAUGACUCCGACACAAAUGUCUUGUCCGGCUUACAGGGCAACUUUUAGAGAAUCUGGGCUCCAAACAGGUAUUUUAGACGUGCAUUAUUCUCUUUUAUUUUAGUGAUAUGUUUCAACUAUGCUCUGUUAAAGUUAGCAGGAUGUGCUCUGUACGUACAUUGAACGUUAUGUAACGUUAUGUAAUAAAAACGUUAUGUAGAACAAUAAAGCUGUAAAUUGAUAAAAAAAAUAAUGAAAAAUGUAA
Anopheles aquasalis is the source of this 2657-nucleotide messenger RNA. RefSeq lists its product as uncharacterized. The record is from RefSeq and is a predicted model, not a curated record. Lineage: Eukaryota; Metazoa; Arthropoda; Insecta; Diptera; Culicidae. Gene Ontology annotation, molecular function: calmodulin binding.